AUGGUAGUGGCCGAGGGUGCCGGUAGUGAUAAUUGGUGGUACACGGUAACUGGUGGCAGUGGCUGCCCUGGUUUGAUCCUCUUUGGCUUAUGCGGCAAUGCAAGAACUAUGCGACCAUUUCGUGCUACCCACAUGGAUGGCAAAACUCUUUACAAAAAUAGAUACUCAUUUACAAAAAUAGAUACUCAUGGAAUUAUGAUUGGGAAUGCAGUGAUUAAUGACAAAACUGAUAAUAUAGGAAUGUAUGACUACUUCGUUGGACAUGCCCUAGUUUCAAAUGAGGCUGUCAACAAUAUUAAGAAGCAUUCUGACUUCUCCCCCAAUGCCACAACUCAGUCUGCUAUUUGCAUUUCAGCUAAUAAUCAAAUUGAAAGAGACAUUUCUUAUCUUGAUAUAUACAAUAUUUAUGCUCCUCUUUGCUUCAGUCCAACUACCACAGCCAAACCCAAGAUUGCUUCAUGCAAGAUAGCUAAUGUAACAAAAACUUUAAACAUGAUUGGGAGCCCUGCAGUGAACGUCAUCAGCCGAUGGAUUCAGCCAAUGGUUGGAGGAUAUACACAGGUUUACAAGGGAGAUUUAACAUUUGCUACAGUUAGAGGGGCAGGGAUAAUUGAUUCUAUUAUUACUAUAAAUCAAGAAAAUGGAAAAGAUAAAGAAAAAGAUAGGAUCAAAAGAUUGCCUGGCCAACCUCAAGUUAAGUUUUCACAAUAUGGAGGUUAUGUUACUGUGGAUAAAUUAGCUGCAAAAGCUUUAUAUUAUUAUUUUGCUGAAGCUAAAGAAAGUUCUAAGAACUCUUUGCCUCUUCUUCUGUGGCUAAAUGGAGGCGCCCAUGGUUGUUCAUCUUUGGCUUAUGGGUUGAUGCAAGAGCUUGGACCAUUUCGAGUAUAUAGUGAUGGCAAAAACACUUUACAAGGAACAGAAUUUUCAUGGUUUUCAGUUGCAAAUGUUCUGUUUCUGGAGUCUCCUGUUGGAGUAGGCUUUUCAUACUCUAACAGAACAUCAGAUUAUAAGAAUUCUGGUGAUAGACAUACAGCAACAGAAAAUUAUUUGUUUUUGGUAAAUUGGCUUGAAAGAUUUCCUGAAUAUAAAGCAAGAGAUUUCUACAUUUCUGGAGAAAGCUAUGCAGGCCAUUAUGUUCCUCAGCUUGCACAUACCAUCCUUUACUACAACAGGAAGGCCAACAAAACCAUUAUCAACCUCAAAGGAAUUGCAAUUGGAAAUGCCGUGAUAAAUGAUGAAACAGAUACUCUAGGCAUGUAUACUUUCUUUACAACCCAUGUUUUAUCUUCACCAAAAACACUGCAAAACAUAAAAAAACACUGUAAUUUCUCACCUAAGUAUAUCAACCAUCCAUCCAAAGAGUGCAGAGCAGCUACUGAGAAGGCUGACAAAUAUUCUCAAGCUGUUGACAUUUAUAACAUUUAUGCUCCUUUGUGCUUUGAUGAGAAUAUCACAGCUAUCACAGCUCACCCCAAGAAGGCUUCACUGGAUAAUUUUGAUCCAUGCAGUGACUAUUAUGUGCAUGCAUAUUUCAAUAGGGCUGAUGUGCAAGAAGCUUUGCAUGCCAAUGUCACUAAGCUUGAUCAUGAUUGGGAACCAUGUAGUGAUAUUAUUGAUAGGUGGACAGAUAGCCCUUCAACAAUUCUUCCCUUGCUCAAGGAGUUCAAGGAGUUCAUGGAAAAUGGAGUAAGGAUCUUGGUUUAUAGUGGUGAUACGGAUGGAAGAGUACCUGUUACUUCUACUCAAUACUCACUGGCAAAGUUGAAGCUUCCUAUUAAAACUGAAUGGUACCCUUGGUACCUUAAUGGGGAGGUUGGUGGGUAUACUGAGAUUUAUAAAGAAGACCUUACUUUUGCUACUGUGAGAGGGGCUGGACACGAAGUGCCUGCCUUCCAGCCUGCAAGAGCACUCUCACUUAUUCACCACUUUCUUCUUGGCAAACCUCUUCCAAAAAUUUCAUAAU
Jatropha curcas is the source of this 1963-nucleotide messenger RNA. Lineage: Eukaryota; Viridiplantae; Streptophyta; Magnoliopsida; Malpighiales; Euphorbiaceae. The record is from RefSeq and is a predicted model, not a curated record.